This is a messenger RNA of Prorocentrum cordatum, 1133 nucleotides long. NCBI's taxonomy places the organism in Eukaryota, Dinophyceae, Prorocentrales, Prorocentraceae. The record is from the annotation of a GenBank genome assembly.
AGCGGCGGCGACGCGGCCGCGCGCCCCGCCCCCCGCACACAAUGUGGCCCCCCCGCGCGCGGCCACCGCGGGCCGCGCGGCCCGCGGCGCUCCUCGCCCUGCUGGUGCUGCCCGCAGUCGGCACCAGGCGCUCGGAGCGGCACCGCGGGGACGCGCACGCAGGCGAGCGCGGGGCGCGGAGGUCGCUGCGGCCCCCGGCGGAGGAGCGCCGCCCGCGCGCCCGUUCCGCUUUGACCAGCGGCUGCUCGUCUGCAACGCCUACCCCAGCGCGUCGCCAAUGGACGUGCGGCAGGACGGGAAGGCGCUUGCAAGCGGCCACGACGCAAUCCCGUUCAGCGAGUGCCGCUACCUGACCACGCGCGUGAAGCCCCAUGACAAGACCUCGCGCUGCAGGGCCAAGAGCCGCACGGGACGUUCGAGGUCGGCGAGCUGCCCUCGGCGGACGCGGUGCUGCUGCUGGUCCCCGAGCGGCGCCCUGGUACCUCGGCCGUGAGCUUCCAGUCGCUCGCCUUCCCGACGGGCACGGGCGGCAAGGACGACGCACAGCUUGCCGUCAUCGAUGCCUUCAAGGGCAACGGCACAGCCCCGCACCUGCAGGUCGAGGACCACAUGACCGGCAAGGAGGAGCAGACCGUGUCCAAGAUAGAGCAGCUGAACUUCGAUCGCGUCUACUCGGUCGAGGAGGGCGAGUACGACGCCUCCGUGGCGGAGCGGCGUGGCGCGGAGGGCCCCCCCAGGCGGGGCGUGGCCAGGCUGCUGAAGCUCCAGAAGAACCAGAACUACGUGGUGCUUCGCACGGGAGACGACAGGGGCCAGUUCCCCGAGUCGCUGGUGGUGUUCCCACAGACCGCCCUGCGCAGCGGCUGCCCGCGCUGGGCUGCGCCGCCGCUCUGGCUGCCGCUCGCGUCGGUGGCGCUGCUGCAGGCCUGCCUGCUGUGAGAACUCGGCCGUCCCAGGUCCGCCGCCGCCGCCCCGCCGCCCCACGGUCAGAUCUAGGCGCAGCAGGGGGAGUGAGCAGGGGGAGCGGACGCGGAGGUUCGCCCACGGCCCGCGCUCCAACGCGCAGUGCCCGCGCCCGCGGCGCGCCCCACGGGGCGUUCGAGUGGGGAGGCGGCGGCGGGCGCCCGCGGGCG